Messenger RNA from Poecilia latipinna (sailfin molly), 2361 nucleotides. RefSeq names its product sonic hedgehog signaling molecule a (gene shha). The record is from RefSeq and is a predicted model, not a curated record. The transcript has 3 exons. Gene Ontology annotation, biological process: regulation of gene expression; multicellular organism development; intein-mediated protein splicing. Gene Ontology annotation, molecular function: calcium ion binding; patched binding. Lineage: Eukaryota; Metazoa; Chordata; Actinopteri; Cyprinodontiformes; Poeciliidae. Bases 947 to 1972 code for a protein of 341 amino acids.
CAGCGUAAUAAGCGAAAGAGAUGUUUGCACUGACAGGUAGCUGAUAAGUGUUUCCUCUAACCGAAUCAUUUGUGGAAAAAAAAAGAAAAAGAAAAAAAGAUUAAGAGGCGGGCUACUGAGCAACUCACCCCUCCGGAGCGCAAGAGCGCAGGUUUGGAGGCUCCCUGCUGGGCUUCGCUUCAUGCAUGGUGGCUGAGCAGAAUUUGGCUUGAUUUGCGGCACACGACCUGAUGAAUUAAUAAACAGGGUUCAAGCUUUUUACGGCUCUUGACUACGACAAUCCCCACUCUGUGAGUUGCUCCCCCCCCCAUCUCCCACCUCAAACUGAUUUUUUUUUUUUAUUCAUCACAUGCUACAAGUGUGAUGCACAGAUUAAAGGUCUCUGUGAAACCUCAAAAAUCUUGAGCUGUCCGCGAGGCUCCUCUGAUAUUUCACAGGUAUGUCUGUCAGCAAACUAAUAACACCUCCACUUAAGGAGGCAUGUCACGUUUUCCAGGACUUUGCAGGAGCAGAAUAAUGAAAGUCGCCCCCCCCCCCCCCCCCGCCCCACGUUUGAAAGGACUCUUUGUGAUGUUUUACUUGACAUAUUGAGAACAGUUGUCCUGGAGAGGGCCAAGUAUCUUCACUGAGUGCUCACACACACAUUUGAUGGAGAGAUAAUCUUCAUAUCACCUCCAGAGCCAGUUAUUGAUUUAAAGUAAACAACAACAACAACAACAAAAACAGUAGCUUGAGCGUUUAUAACGUGCUUAUCUUGUUCAAAUGGUCCCUUCUUUGAUAGGGGGGAGAAAGGGGAGGAAGGGGGGGGGACGUUUCACGCACCUUCCAGAAACCAAAGACCCAGAUGAUAUAGGGCCAGUGAAGCGAAUGCAGUGCUUUAUCCAUAUUUCAUGAGCAGCUUUCUUACCCGAGCUGUGCCCUCUGACGCUGCUGCUCACACUGAGAAAUGCAAGCUCAGGAUCAGAGGUGCAGUGUUUCAGCACAGCUGAGAGAAUUCAUGGAUUCAUGUGGGGAUGGAGAGGCUUCACCGAGUCCAAAUAGAUGCAAGGACAAGCUGAACUCGCUGGCCAUCUCUGUGAUGAACCAGUGGCCUGGGGUGAAGCUCCGGGUCACAGAGGGCUGGGACGAGGACGGGCACCACUUCGACGAGUCCCUGCACUACGAGGGCAGGGCCGUGGACAUCACCACCUCGGACAGAGACAAGAGCAAAUAUGGCACCUUGUCCAGGCUCGCCGUGGAAGCCGGAUUCGACUGGGUCUACUAUGAGUCAAAGGCCCACAUCCACUGCUCGGUGAAAGCAGAAAAUUCAGUGGCAGCAAAGUCAGGCGGCUGCUUCCCGGGAACCUCCACAGUCACCCUGCAGGACGGCACCAAGAAGCCGGUCAGAGACCUCCAACCCGGGGACAGAGUCCUGGCUGCGGACGGCGACGGAAACCCGAUCUUCACCGACUUCAUCAUGUUCAUAGACCGAGACUCCACCACCAGGAGGACCUUCUACGUGAUCGAGACCGAGACGGGCCAGAAGAUCACCCUCACUGCCGCGCACCUCAUCUUCGUCGCCCGCGAGAACUCCACGCGGUCGGCGACGUUCGCCAGCGACGUGCGACCCGGACAGAAGGUGUUCGUCUACGAUGGGGAGCGGAGUCGAGUUGUGGCCGUGAACGUGAACCGGAUUUACACGCAAGAGCACGAGGGCUCCUUCGCGCCCGUGACGGCACAGGGGACCGUGGUGGUGGAUCAGGUUCUGGCGUCCUGUUACGCUGUGAUCGAGGACCACGAGCUUGCGCACUGGGCCCUGGCGCCCGUUAGGAUCGCCCACUGGGUGUCCUCAUCGCUGUUCGUCUCCCGGCCUCGGGUCAGAGCGCACAACGAGGGGGUGCACUGGUACUCCAAACUCCUUUACCAGCUGGGGACGUGGCUCUUGGACGACCACUCGAUCCAUCCACUGGGGAUGUCAGCAUACCCAAGCUGAAAAUCCCCCCCCCAGGAACAAAAUCAGACUCAAGUAGGACCCUCGAACUAUCCAGUAGAAUGACAUAUUAAAUAAUAAUAAUGAUCUUAAAAUAAAAAAAAAGAAAAGAAAAACGAACAAAAAGGCCCCAGCGGAGUUGGGAUAUUUAUUUCAGUGACUUUUCCAUGAUGCGUCCCCUUUCAAUGAAUGAAUGGAGCCUUAAAAAAAAAAAUCCUCUUUGAAUAAUUUAUUCUCAUGUGAACUCUGCUGCUGCUGUCACAGAAAUGGAUUGUGAAACGAUGCGAGCAGCAAAUUGUGCAUAAUCUAUUUUUGUAUAUCUCAACUACAAAACGCAAAAAGAUUUGAAAAAGAAGAAAAACAACAAAAAAAAUAUAAAAAAUGAAUAAUAA